Anopheles moucheti is the source of this 1783-nucleotide messenger RNA. It is a transcript of the gene Nf-YC, whose product is annotated as nuclear transcription factor Y subunit gamma. The transcript has 3 exons. Lineage: Eukaryota; Metazoa; Arthropoda; Insecta; Diptera; Culicidae. Gene Ontology annotation, biological process: regulation of DNA-templated transcription. The record is from RefSeq and is a predicted model, not a curated record. Gene Ontology annotation, molecular function: DNA binding; protein heterodimerization activity; DNA-binding transcription activator activity, RNA polymerase II-specific. Gene Ontology annotation, cellular component: CCAAT-binding factor complex; nucleus. Bases 1 to 1275 code for a protein of 424 amino acids.
AUGGAUAGCCCAAAGAAACCACUGGGUGUUGCAACGUCUGCCACAAUCACGACGCCGCUAACCGUGGUUAGUACCUCUGUCAGUAACACGAUCACGUCCAGUGCUGAAUCAGGCUCGUCAUGUGGAAAGCAAAAGCUGACCGAGUCCCAUCAAAAUCUACAUAAUUUCUGGCCAAAUCUAUUGCGGGAAAUACACCUGGUGGACAACGUUGAGCCUGGCAAUCAGUUGCUACCGCUGGCACGCAUCAAAAAGAUCAUGAAGCUGGACGAGGAAGUUAAAAUGAUAUCUUCCGACGCACCGCUACUUUUUGCGAAAGCGAUAGAAAUCUUCAUACAGGAGCUGACGCUUCGGGCCUGGCUACAUACGGAGCAUAACAAACGGCGAACGUUACAGCGAAGUGAUAUCGCGAUGGCCAUUACCAGGUACGAUCAGUUCGAUUUCCUAAUAGACAUUGUACCGCGCGAUGAGAUCAAGGUGUACAAAAAGGAAUUUGAAGGCAAGUCGGAGGAUGGACCGAGCGGUGGUACUACGGCCGCUAAUGGUGCUGGCAACAGCAGUAGUACCAACGGUUCCGAGGAUAUGCAGUACUUCUUUCAGCUAUCGCAACAACAUCAGAAGGUAACGUUGCAGCAUGCGACCAAAGGCAGCAUAGGUGCACUGACGAACGGUGGAACGGUAUUUGAUCUUGCGACGGUGAUUGGUGCGACUGGUAGCCAGCAGCUACUACAAGCAGCAACAACCUCAACGAUGGCAACCGCGCAACAAGAGAAAAUGUUGCCUACCGGUGUCGAGUCGCAUGCUGGUGUAAGUACUCCAGUAUCUACAUUUCAACAGCUUCCCUCCUCCCAGACUACGAUACAAACCGCAUCUGGGCAGAGCAUAAUCCUCGCAAAUGGUAGUGCGACGGCUGGUGGUGUUCCGAAUGGAAAUGCUACUACGACCAACCAACUCCUAUCUGCCAACCAAUCCCUGCAACUACUGCAACACGUAAUGACUCCGACGGGUGAAAUAGCGCAAAUACCGCUGAACUUCAUACGCACCGCCGGUUCGGGCGGUACCCCUAACACUGGUCAGCCAAUCUUCAUACAUACUGCUCCCAUGCAGGCAGCUCCCACGAUAAUCCACACCGGACCUACCGGUAUCUUUCUAAGCGCCAAUCAAUUUCAACAAUUGCAACAGCAACAGGUACAGCAGCAGCAACAGAAUCAUCUUCAUCAAACACAACAUCAGCAUCAAUCACAACUGCAAAACAACCAUCAACAACAAAGGGAUUAAGUAGAAGAGGUGUGUUGAGGUGGAAUGUAAUUCGAUCGUGAUACACAACUUGUGUACAAUGAUGAAUACUUGGUUUCAGCAAGCUCUCAACAACGUUCACAUUCUCAAAAAAUGCAGAAGUAGUUCAAUUGUAUAUACCAAACCCGGUUCGUAUCCCGAACGAGAGCUCUUGCUAUCCGGCUCAUGUAAAAGCAAGACUUUUAACAUAAAUGAAUGUAGCAGAAACUAUAUCAUAUGACCAAAAAAGCACGAGUGAUAUGUAUUCAGCCCGGACCCACAAGAAGAUUUAUGCGUAUUCUGAGUGUCUGGCAAAAUUUUAGUUUGACAUCACUGAUAUAGACGAUUAAACGCAAAGCAUUCGUCUUGGGAUCAAAUCCCAUAGUAUAAAUUUUACCGUACGCGUGUUGUAGUAUAAAUUCUCCAGCAAACCAUUAAUAAUUAAUCCAGGCUGGCAGGUCAUACUUCAGGACAUAGAGAGAUAUAAGAUAAAUUGCGUUAUUUUAUUGCU